UCCAUCCCCAAUGUUCCUGUAUUGUGGUCCACUAAACGUGUAUGUCUGGCUGAUUUUUGGUUCUGGAGCCUAGCGUCGAGGAAUGCACCUGAUGGACGGAGUGGAUAUGAUGGGCCCUCUGAGCGACGGUGGUUAUAUUGGAGGUUCACCGAAAUGUAAGUUACCGCUCGUCUAUCUAUAAAUACGACAAGGGAAACAGGAAUGACUCUGGUGAUUUUACUCAGUCGCUGUACUAGACAGAGAAAGAGAGGAAAUCGCUCCCUCCCUCUCUUACUUUCUGAGCUUUUUCGCAGAUUUUAAUGGCGAUUCGCCGAAGAAUUCGGCGAUUUUCGUAGAAAUCAGGCGCAAGCAAACGAAUCGAACGGCCAGAUUCUUCAGCAGAGAUCAUCGAGCAGGAGAUCAAGGUUUUCUGGUUUCAAUCCCUGACAGUCUUUAAAAGAGGCGUUUCUCAGAGUGAAAAAGAGAUAAGACUGCCCUGUUUCUGCUCUGCAAAUUGAAGAUCUCAGGUGGAGAAAAGCGAGGAAAUGCAGGGGGAAGUCCUCAGCUCGAUCUGAACUGAUAUCGAGGCGGGUUCACUUUACGAGCUUGACACUGUCCCAACUAGGCAGAAGCAACAUGAACCACCGCUCCAAUCCUCUCCACACAUCCAUCUCAUUCUCAUCAUCUCCACCGUCCAAGGCAGGCAAGGGAACAACAGGCAGGGACUGGGCCCAGAUCUACGCGAUCUAUGGCAUGGAAGAAUGGCAGACCCUGCUCUUCCUCCUUUUAUACGCCCUCAUCUUCUCCUUCCUCUCUCUCCUCCUCCUCCUCUACUUCUCCCCAUUCUCCCUUUUCCUCCAUUCCCACCUUCUCCCCUCCCUUCCACUAGCCUUCUCACGAUUCCUCGCUGGCCUCUCCAGCUCCCUCUCAGCCAUCUCCGCCCUCUGCCUCAUCUUCGCCUCCGGCAACAUCUUCUACUCCUCCGUCUCCCUUCACUGGGACAUGGCCCAGCGCAUGUUAGCCUCGGUCAGCGACUGGUCAACGGUCAAGACCGCCCUCGACAUCGGCUGCGGCCGUGGCAUCGUCCUCAACUCGGUGGCGCUCAUGCUCAAGAAGCAGGGCAGCUCAGGGAGAGUGGUGGGUCUCGAUCAGCGGCGGAAGACGACACUGGCCACGCUGCGGACGGCUGGGAUUGAAGGCGUGCAGGAGUAUGUGACUUGCCGGGAGGGAGACGCGAGGAGGCUGCCGUUCUCGGACAAUUACUUCGACGUGGUAGUGUCGGGAGUUUACUUGAAUACGGUGGGGAAGGAGUACGGGCAACGGACGGCUGCGGCUGCAGCUGAGAGGGGAAAGGUUUUGGGUGAGGUGGUGAGGGUGUUGAAGCCGGGUGGGGUCGGGGUAGUGUGGGACCUGGUCUGCGUGCCCGAGUACGUGCAGCGUCUACACGAGCUGCGGAUGGAGGAUAUCAGGGUUUCUGAGAGGAUUACAGCGUAUAUGGUGAGUAGUCAGAUCGUGUCAUUUCGGAAGCCGAGGGAUGAGGUGUGCCACACCGUGGUGGUUGAUUGGAGGGGGAACAUGGACUGAUGUUUUCAUCCGUUGAUUUUUCUUAGUUUUCUUGAAUUCUCAACUAAUGUAGAGAGAUACAGAGAUAGAAUCUGGGGAGACGAAGCCAAACCAGAUCUCUGUUUUACAUCUUUUUUUUUCUUUCUUUUUCUUUUUCUUUGUUAAAUCUUCAUAUUUCUUGAAGAAAAGUGUAUAAAAAAUGAUGUGGCGUCUCGUAUAGAAGACGGUUGGUAUUCUCUACGGCUGUGGACGGUUCCCUCUAGUUGUUGUUUUUUU
Magnolia sinica is the source of this 1818-nucleotide messenger RNA. RefSeq lists its product as uncharacterized. The record is from RefSeq and is a predicted model, not a curated record. Gene Ontology annotation, molecular function: S-adenosylmethionine-dependent methyltransferase activity. Lineage: Eukaryota; Viridiplantae; Streptophyta; Magnoliopsida; Magnoliales; Magnoliaceae. The transcript is spliced from 2 exons. Bases 616 to 1563 code for a protein of 315 amino acids.